Messenger RNA from Papilio machaon (common yellow swallowtail), 925 nucleotides. RefSeq names its product myophilin (gene Chd64). The record is from RefSeq and is a predicted model, not a curated record. The transcript has 4 exons. NCBI's taxonomy places the organism in Eukaryota, Metazoa, Arthropoda, Insecta, Lepidoptera, Papilionidae. The coding region runs from base 200 to 766 and encodes 188 amino acids. Gene Ontology annotation, molecular function: protein binding.
GGUCGCGCGCUGCAUGAUGUCAUUCAUCAGCACACACUCACACAUAGCAGUGGCACCACAGCCGACACGACAGCGACCCGCACGCCUGUUUACAUUUCCAAACGCCAGAUUAUUCUCAACUGCACGCAGUGACAUCACGGCGUACCGUGUCUGUGAUUUAAUUUAUUAUUAAUCGUAUAAACUUAGUUGUUAGUUCAAAAUGGCCAACAACAGAGCAGCCAAAUCUGGAUUAGCCGCGGAGGCACAAAGAAAGAUCAACAGCAAAUACAGCGAGGAGUUGGCUGAGGAGUGCUUAGAAUGGGUCCGCCAGAUCACAGGCGAGCCCCAGAACACGUCCGGAGAUAUGGAUAACUUUUUCGAAGUGCUUAAGGACGGCACUCUUUUGUGCAAAUUGGUGAACAACAUCAAGCCGGGCAUGGUGAAGAAGGUGAACGAAUCCAAGAUGGCGUUCAAAUGCAUGGAGAACAUCAACGCGUUCCUGGAAGCAGCGCGUCAGCUCGGCGUGCCCGCGCAGGAGACCUUCCAGACCGUAGACCUGUGGGAACGGCAGAACUUGAACUCUGUCGUUAUAUGCCUCCAGUCCCUCGGGAGAAAAGCACAUAACUUCGGCAAGCCGUCGAUAGGACCAAAGGAAGCUGAGAAGAACGUACGUAACUUCACGGAGGAGCAGCUGAGAGCUGGACAAGGCGUCAUCUCCCUACAGUAUGGCUCCAACAAGGGCGCCAACCAAAGCGGCAUCAACUUCGGGAAUACAAGACACAUGUAGACGUGCCUUUACUGAUUUAACGAACGUAGAAAUAUUAUAUGAACUGUUUUAUUUCGUCAAAUUAAUAAGCAUUUCGAAAUACAGACUGUUCAUUUUUACAUGAGAUUGCCUUGUUCUUGACUUAUUUUCUCAACUACGAAUUUAAUUGUUGAAAUAUAU